AUAUCUUUCUUGUAUUUUCUAUUUUCUCUCAUAAUGACUAUGCAUACUAGUGUUUCAUCGUCUCCUCUUGGGCCGCCGGCAUGUGAGAAGGAUGCUAAGGCCCUUCAAUUCAUCGAAGAGAUGACUAGAAAUGUUGAUUCAGUUCAACAGAAAGUUUUGGCUGAAAUACUAAGCCAAAAUGCCAACACUGAGUAUCUUCAAAGAUUCAAACUUGGUGGUGCUAUGGAUCGGGAUACAUUCAAGUCCAAAAUGCCAAUUGUCACGUAUGAGGAAAUUCAACAUGAUAUUCAACGUAUUGCUAAUGGAGAUCGUUCUCCAAUUUUCUCAUCUCAUCCCAUCUCUGAGUUCCUCACCAGCUCGGGGACAUCUGCUGGUGAGAGAAAGCUGAUGCCCACAACUCAAGAUGAGUUAGACCGGAAACAACUAUUGUACAGCCUUCUCAUGCCCGUGAUGAAUCUGUAUGUCCCUGGUCUAGACAAAGGGAAGGGCUUGUACUUUCUAUUUAUAAAAGCAGAAACCAAGACACCCAGUGGGCUACUAGCAAGACCUGUCUUGACAAGUUACUACAAAAGUGAUCACUUCAAGACGAGGCCAUACGAUCCUUACAAUGUGUAUACUAGUCCCAACGAAGCUGUUCUCUGUGUCGACUCUUUCCANCCUAUAGUGGAAUUAUUAGACUCCAGGGUUAUUUCAGUUCACUUUAGUCCAGCUGCUCCUCAUUGGACCCCAGAACGACAGCGUUUACAAGUCUGA
Molecule: messenger RNA, 753 nt
Organism: Solanum stenotomum
Lineage: Eukaryota; Viridiplantae; Streptophyta; Magnoliopsida; Solanales; Solanaceae
Product: probable indole-3-acetic acid-amido synthetase GH3.1
Exons: 3
Coding region: 34-753 (239 amino acids)
Cellular component (GO): cytoplasm
Molecular function (GO): acid-amino acid ligase activity
Source: RefSeq, a predicted model, not a curated record